Molecule: messenger RNA, 1335 nt
Organism: Colletotrichum truncatum
Lineage: Eukaryota; Fungi; Ascomycota; Sordariomycetes; Glomerellales; Glomerellaceae
Source: RefSeq, a predicted model, not a curated record
AUGGGAGUCAACCAACUCGCAGUGAGGGCCGUUGCUCUCCUCUCGCUUGCUCACCAUGCCGCGGCGUCCAUGGUUGGGCAGCGUCACUAUCUCGCUAAGCGCGACCGUGAGCCCAACAUGCCAUACGAUUUCAAUACUAUCAAGACUUGUACAUGGUGGUACGACAAUUAUGAGGGCUUCAGCUGCCAGGAUAUCCGCGACUUGCGCUAUGCCAUCAGCCCAGAGGACUUUACCCGCUGGAACCCUUCCGUGACACUUGAUUGUGGCAACUGGCAGGAGCUCUCCUACUGUAUUCAGGUCAGAAGUGAGAUGAAGACGGUCACUUCCAACUCGGCUUCAACAAUCUCCACCACCAGAGUCGCCCCAAGCUCUACCCCGACGGCGCCAGCCCUGCUCGGGUGGACUUCGUUGGGCUGCUACACGGCCAACCGAACUUUGAAGUCGCCCUCAACGGCGGUAGAUGUUAGCCUGCUCACGGUAGAGUCGUGUGGGGCAGCCUGUUACGCCGAUGGCUUGGAGUAUGCCGGCCUCCAGGCUGGCAAAGAGUGCUGGUGUAACGAUUACGUGGGUAACGCUUGGGCGCCUAAUCAAGAUGCCUGCAAUAUUCCUUGUCCCGGUGACGCCUCGCAAACGUGCGGCGGUGCUAAUGUCAUCAACUUCUUCGAGGCCAAGCUCGACGACACCCUGCCACCCGGCCCCAUCCCCAGCGACGAGCCAACCGGCCCUAUCGCGUCCACAACAACUACCUCCGCCUCCGCGACCAAAACCACGUUCCCUGCCGCGAGCGCCACUCCCUCGUGGCAGGCUGUCGGCUGCUACAAGGACUUGUACCCGUCCAGCGACCACACGCUCAAGAACUGGGGGGGUAUGAACUACGACACCAUGACUGUCGCAGGGUGCCAUGCCACGUGCGCGAAGGGCGGUUACCUUUUCGCUGGCGUCGAGAACGGCGAGGAGUGCUGGUGUGGCAACGAGGUCAGCUCACCCGAGAUCAACGUCCCCGUCGCGGAGAAUGACUGCAACAAGCCGUGCACCGGCGAUGGCGGGCAGACCUGCGGCGCCGGAUCCCGCAUCUACAUGUACAAGUACAUCGUGCCAUCCGUGCCGUGGAUCUCGCUGGGCUGCUACGGCGAGGGAAACCCCCGGAUCCUGCGCUACGAUGUCCAGGUUCCGGGAUCGUCCGCAACGAACAACACGCGCCAGGGCUGUGUCGACACGUGCGACCGAGCCGGUUACGUCUAUGCUGGUGUACAGUUCGGGGCGGAAUGCUACUGCGACAACAUUAUCCACGAGCCAGGGAAGCUGGCCCCGGACGGUGCUGCUGGGUGGUACUAA